Molecule: messenger RNA, 1628 nt
Organism: Daldinia decipiens
Lineage: Eukaryota; Fungi; Ascomycota; Sordariomycetes; Xylariales; Hypoxylaceae
Product: sterol-4-alpha-carboxylate 3-dehydrogenase
Exons: 2
Coding region: 233-1357 (374 amino acids)
Biological process (GO): steroid biosynthetic process
Molecular function (GO): 3-beta-hydroxy-Delta5-steroid dehydrogenase (NAD+) activity
Source: RefSeq, a predicted model, not a curated record
CCUGGCUUCAUCGUGGGGAGAGCCAGGAACGCCCCACUCCCAAUUUCUCAUGGAUCUUCAAUAAUUUGGCGUCCUAGCGUAGCUAUUAUCUGAGCUCUAAUAUUGCCAGGCGGUGAAAGGGGGUAAAUUACCAAGAUAGUCCAACUAGUCCAACUAUACAUACACCCACGGCUAAGGUUCUCAGGGUCCUCCAGUAUAACGAUCACAGCUUGCAUAAAACUAUCUCGCCAUCAUGUCCGAAGCUACAACGAAGCCCCUAUUGGGCAGUGUCCUCGUCAUCGGCGGCUGUGGUUUCCUCGGCCACCACGUCGUGAAUCUUCUCUUACGCGACUGGAAGUGCACCGUUUCCGUUGUCGAUCUUAAGUGCCAACGCAACCGAAGACCCGAAUCCGAUGGCGUCCAGUACGUAGAAGCCGACAUCACCGACGCUGAUGGCCUAGUCAAAGUCUUCGGGAAGCUGAAGCCCGACGUUGUUAUACACACUGCCUCGCCACCUGCGCAGGGUCUCGGUGCUGUUGCGAACGAGGUAUUCAAGAAGGUCAAUGUGGACGGAACCCGCGCUGUGAUUGCCGCCUGCCAGCAGAACGAUGUCAAGGCGUUAGUAUAUACGAGUUCUGCCAGCGUCAUGAGCAACAAUAAGGAUGAUCUUGUAAAUGCGAACGAGGACUACCCUGUCAUCCGGGGUAAAAUGCAGACAGAAUACUACUCCGAGACAAAGGCACAUGCUGAGGAACUUGUCUUAAAAGCAAAUCGCGCCGAAGGAUCCGACCUCCUAACUGCAGCUAUCCGACCAUCCGGUAUCUUCGGCGAGGGCGACGUACAAUUAGUCUUCCACACAGUCAAGAUCUAUCGCGAGGGAAAGGACAAGGUGCAAGUUGGUCUCAACCAAAAUUUAUUCGACUUCACAUACGUUGAGAACGUAGCCCACGCCCACCUCCUCGCCGCCCGCGCCCUACUAGUCACCCACGCCUCCUCCACCGCGCCCCUCAACCACGAGAAAGUCGACGGCGAAGCCUUCAUAAUCACCAACGACAGCCCCGUCUACUUCUGGGACUUGAUGCGGGCUAUAUGGCGGGCGGCUGGAUCAGAGAAGGGCACCGACCACGUGUGGGUCAUGAGCCGGGAGAUGGGUAUCCUGCUCGGAUACUUGAGCGAGGUGUUCUUCGGGAUCCUGAAAAAAGCCCCGACUUUCAACCGCCAGCGCAUCGUCUACAGCACCAUGACGAGAUACUACGAUAUUUCGAAAGCGAAGCGCCGGCUCGGAUACCAGCCUCUAGUAAGCCUGAGCGAAGGCGUCAAGAGGACAGUUAAAUGGACUCUAGAACAGGAGAAGAACGCUGCACCAGCAAAAUCGUGAGGUUUGUCUUACUGAAUACUGUCGGAUUUUGUAUUAAAUAUAUAGGUAGAAGCUGGAAAACUUAAUAGUAGACUAAUUUAUACGAGAUUUAUGCUGUGGAUGACUUAAUAUUAAGGAUAUUUGGGUUCAUUGAGUUCACCUAUGAUGAGUUGAAUGAUAGGCAACAUGAACCUUGUCCUCCUUUCUCACACAUUUUACUUUAAUAUACAGGGUAUGUAAACGUCAAAGGGGGGGCAAUAGUUGUUACCUAAGCGGCAUGGCGGCAUGGAAA